CCCGGCCUCCACCCAAUGAGAGGGGAGAGGAAAGAGAGCUGUCAAACCCCCCCUGGCCUUUCCCCCACCACCACUGCUCCCCCGCAUCCCAAAGCCAGGAGCUCUUCCCCAAGUCCCGUGUACCUUCAGGCUUCACUGCAGCCUCUGGUUGUUUCCGAAAGCAGCGCAACGAGGAGGUAAAAAGACGCAGGAAGAGGGCAAUCUGAGGAUUUUGGUUCUGCUUCUUUUUUUUUCUUUCUUUUUUUCUUCCAGGAUGGGCUCUCCCUGAGGCCCUUGGCCACGAACUGCCGACAGGCUGCACAGAGCAGGACAGGGCAGAACAGGGCAGGACAGGACACCCCCUCGCUUGGAUUACUGUACUUUCGCCUUUUCGCGCAGCAUCGCUCUCGUAGUUGGAUUGUAAGUGUUUGUUUUCCCCUCACUUCUCUCACGGCCUGGACUGGACUGGACUGGAAAAUUAAUCGAGACUUGUGAUACUAAGGAGGCGCCGAUGGAAGAGCGUAGCCGGAGGGCCGGGUCUCGCCGCCACAGGAACGCGCAUACGAGGCGCUAGGAGUUCGUGCCUCUGUUCGCAGCCGCGUGACUCUGGGGCGCAUCUUCGCCAUCUCCACAUCUCCGCAGCUCCACAUUUCCACUCCAAGACAUGUUCGGUCUGAGCAAAAGCCGCAGCUCCUCCGGGACCCCGCUGAGCGCCUGUGCGCAGAGGCAUCAGUGGCGGAAGGGCGCAGCCUCCCCGGACGGCUCCUCCAGCGCCUCCUCCAGGCUCUACUGCACCUUCGUGCUGCUGCUCCUCAUCUUCACGCCCCGAGUGGAUUCCUCCUGGUGGUAUAUCGGGGCACUUGGGGCACGAGUCAUCUGCGACAACAUCCCAGGCUUGGUCAACAAGCAGCGCCAGCUGUGCCAGCGGCACCCGGACAUCAUGCAGUCAGUGGGGGAGGGUGCAAAGGAGUGGAUACGUGAGUGCCAGCACCAGUUCCGCUACCACCGGUGGAACUGCAGCACACUGGACCGAGACCACACCGUCUUCGGUCGUGUCAUGCUCCGCAGCAGCCGUGAAGCCGCAUUCGUGUAUGCCAUCUCCUCGGCAGGUGUUGUGUACGCCAUCACAAGGGCCUGUAGCCAGGGAGAACUGAAAGCUUGCAACUGUGACCCAAACAAGAGGGGCCGGGAUAGAGAUGACAAGGGUGAAUUUGACUGGGGUGGUUGUAGUGACAACAUCAAUUACGGCAUCAAGUUUGCCAAGGCUUUUGUGGAUGCUAAAGAGAAGACAGUGAAGGAUGCUCGUGCACUGAUGAAUCUCCACAACAACCGCUGUGGGAGGAUGGCCGUGAAGCGCUUCAUGAAGCUGGAGUGCAAAUGUCAUGGUGUCAGUGGCUCUUGUACACUCAGAACCUGCUGGUUGGCCAUGUCUGACUUCCGGAAGACUGGAGACUACCUGCGGAAGAAGUACAAUGGAGCCGUAGAGGUUACCAUGAACCAAGAUGGCACAGGCUUCACUGUGGCCAAUAAAAACUUCAGGAAGGCCACCAAGAACGACCUGGUUUACUUUGAGAAUUCCCCUGAUUACUGCCUCAUGGACAAAGCAGCAGGUUCCCUAGGCACAGCAGGACGUAUCUGCAACAAAUCCUCUCGGGGGACCGACAGCUGUGAGGUCAUGUGUUGUGGGCGGGGCUACGACACCACCCGCGUCAAUCGCAUCACGAAGUGUGAGUGCAAGUUCAAGUGGUGCUGUGCCGUGGAGUGCAGGGACUGCGAGGAAGCAGUGGACGUCCACACCUGCAAGGCUCCCAAGCGUGCUGAAUGGGCAGACCAGACCUGAGGAUGAACCGCUGUUCCCUCACCACUCCCUACCCCCUACUUUUUCUGGAUUUCCUGUGGGCCAUGGCAUUCUGAAAUACAGUGUCCAUCCCUCACGAUCCCUAGUCCAACCCUUCCCACCACUCUCUGCUGCAUGGCUUCCAUUUAAAUACACUAUCUCUACCAAAGCACUAAAGUACAUUUUCCCAUGGGGCCUUUGCACGACGUGCUCCGUAAAUGUCCCGCCUUUUUUGUUGUACAAGUGAGGGCUAUGAUGUUUUAGAAAACUGUGAACAUUAUGUCUUGGUUAUGAUUUUUAUAACGCCAUUAAGUGGAAGGAGGAGUGUUUCCUGUGAUUGUUUUGUGCAAAAACAAAAUGUGCUGCUUUGAAGGAGCUUCCACGGUAGUAGUGUGGCGGUUUUGUGUAUUUACUUCAUUUACAUAUGUUUGGAAUCUACUGGUUUGUAUGAGCAAACACACCGUACCUGUGUCCUCCUCACUCAUGUUAUUCUGACAGUGGAAUGUGCCUUUUGUCUGAGGCCAGGCCUCCUUGGGUUGGUUCCUUCACUCACACGUAUGGCAGUGGGUUUCUGCACGAAAGACAACACAGUGUGGUAUAGAUGGAAGUCAGGUUUGUCCUGGAAAGGAGGGAAUGCAGCUGCUGAGCUACAGUGGGUGAACAUUUGGGUGUCGCUCUGACCCAAGAGCAGCUUCCCCUCCAAAGUUUGAACAAGGACAACGGAAAAGAAAUUAUUUAAUGCAGGGAAAGUUUUGUUGUAGUUCUUGUCUGAUAAUGAACCUGCACUAAGGACAUUAGCUAAAGCAAUGAGCAAACAUACUCACAUACACACGCAUAUCUGAUGGAGAAGAAUGAUGUGGACCCAAGCGCAGAGACACCAUGAAGAUUUGUCUAAGGACUGGUGGGUCUCUUCAAGGGAUCUCAGUGACUGAUUCUGGAAAUAGGAAGUUCAGCAGUGAAUUUUUUUCCUUGUUCAAAAAGCUUGCUCUUGUAUCCUGUGUACACCG
Molecule: messenger RNA, 2823 nt
Organism: Scleropages formosus (Asian bonytongue)
Lineage: Eukaryota; Metazoa; Chordata; Actinopteri; Osteoglossiformes; Osteoglossidae
Gene: wnt2bb
Product: wingless-type MMTV integration site family, member 2Bb
Exons: 5
Coding region: 644-1819 (391 amino acids)
Biological process (GO): multicellular organism development; canonical Wnt signaling pathway; neuron differentiation
Cellular component (GO): extracellular region
Molecular function (GO): frizzled binding; cytokine activity
Source: RefSeq, a predicted model, not a curated record